Molecule: messenger RNA, 1353 nt
Organism: Botrytis fragariae
Lineage: Eukaryota; Fungi; Ascomycota; Leotiomycetes; Helotiales; Sclerotiniaceae
Product: putative u1biquitin-specific peptidase protein
Exons: 3
Coding region: 1-1353 (450 amino acids)
Source: RefSeq, a predicted model, not a curated record
AUGGGCAUGAUUCCAGGAGUCAACCAUUUUGCGACAGCAACGACGACGACGAUAUGGCAAAAUCAUGACACGAGGAUGGGAUUCAAGGAGCUCCGGAGAGCAUCGCCAUGUUCAUCGCUACGCCAGCUAUAUAUCGAAUCUCAGCGCGGGAACUGCGGAGAUAGGUAUACGCCAACUUUACGUCGUGUCAAGAGUUUUUACAAUCCACCUAAGGACUUUGCACUUGUUUUCGCAAUGUCGUUUUUGAAUCAUAAAGAUUCGAUGGUCGAGGUAAAAAUUGAUACGUCAAAUUUCGUGAUUACAGUUGAGGUCCCAUUGCGAAUACAUAAUCCUUACCAUGUAUCUUUUCUUACACAAAAACACCGCAUCUUGAGAGACUUGGAUCUUGCAGAAGACGGGCCAUUUACGACCAUGGGCGGGAAUGCCGCAUCUACUCUCGCUGAAAAUAAAAUGCAGUAUCGGUCAAAUUCGGGUAAAAUGAUGGAUGAUAUUGCGGGUGAGGAUAGGCUAGAUGAAGGUGUCUCUGAAAAACGAUGUGGCCGUUCAGGCUGUCCCAAUCGAUUCAAAAAAGAUGGUUUCAGUUGCAAGGAAUGCCAGUCGAAGAUGUACUGCAGUAAAGUAUGCGCAGAGAGACAUUGGCCGGAACACAAACUUACUUGCGAGCAUCUUAACUAUGUUCUGAGCAUCGACAUGUAUCUCCAGAGACAUCACGACAAUCGGCCUGGUCGUAUCAUGUCCUGUCCAGCAAGAGCCACCUUUGAGGACUUUUACCAAGCACUCAGCCUCUCCGUGCCUUGUUUUCAACCUAUAUACCGCUUUGACAUUUUUGACAGGAGCCAGAUGAAUGGUCCAAUUAACCAUUAUCCACGACCUGAAAAGAUUAUCACGGGACCGAACCUGAACUCUAAUAUAUCAGAUCGUCACCAUGAUCUACUACCAUUACUAGAAGACAGUCGACGGAUAUCCCUUAUUGAUAUUUUAUGCGAACGCCCAUAUGAACAGAGCCAAAAGAUUAUUCAUUACACAUGUCGAGACCCCAGGAGUCAGAAAUACUGGCAGUAUAUGAUCUUAUUCAUGGAAAGAGCACCAAUCUCUCCAUUUCUGAUUAUUUGGAGUGGUGCUUCUCGAUGUAUAGAGGAUUAUGGUAAAGGCCAAAAUUGUGUGACCUUGAGACUUGCAUAUGAAGCCUCUGAGCCGACGGAAGAACAGAGAAAGUUGCUGUCUUGGUACGAAUCAAUCGAAGACUCGAAGGCUAGCAGAGAAGGAACCAACCAAGCUCUGAGCCGUAUCCGAACUUCCAUGCGUCCCUCCAAUAUCCAUUCUUCCUAUAACGAAGCAGAAAGCUUUCCCUAG